CACACCGGAGCACAGACUAGCUAGAAGCUCACUCGAUCGAUCGAUCUCGCCGGAAAUGGCAGCUCGCCGUAGUGUCGUCGGCGUCGUCAUCGGCGUCGUCCUCGCCGUCGUCGCGGUCCCGGUGGCGGCGGAGUUCAAGACGGUGUACGCGUUCGGGGACUCGUUCACGGACACGGGGAACACGCACUCGACGACGGGGCCCUACUCCUUCGGCUACGUCUCCAGCCCGCCCUACGGCGCCACCUUCUUCCACCGCUCCACCAACCGCUACUCCGACGGCCGCCUCGUCGUCGACUUCCUCGCGGAGCGCCUCGCGCUGCCGUCCUUCCUCCCGCCCUACCUCUCGCCGGCCGCCGCCAACGCCACCAGCGGCGUCAACUUCGCCGUCGCCGGCGCCACGGCCAUCGAGCACGACUUCUUCGCCAGGAACAACCUCAGCGUCGACAUCACGCCGCAGUCCAUCAUGACGGAGCUCGCCUGGUUCGAGGCGCACCUCCGCCGGUCGCCCGCCGCAGCCGCCGCCGUCGGCGACGCGCUCUUCUGGGUCGGCGAGAUCGGCGCCAACGACUACGCCUACAGUUUCAUGGCCGCCGCCACCAUCCACCCGGCGCAAAUCCGGACCAUGGCCGUCGACAGAGUCACCACCUUCCUCGAGGCGUUGCUGAAGAAGGGCGCCAAGUACAUCAUCGUGCAGGGGCUGCCGCUCACCGGUUGCCUGCCACUGACCAUGACGCUGGCGCGGCCGGAGGACCGCGACAACAUCAGCUGCGCCGCCUCCGUCAACGCGCAGAGCCACGCCCACAACCGGCGCCUCCUGGCCGGCGUCCGGCGGCUCCGGCAGCAGCACCCGGCCGCCGUCAUCGCCUACGCCGACUACUACGCCGCCCACCUCGCCGUCAUGAGGGCGCCGGCGAGGUACGGCUUCACGGAGCCCUUCAAGACGUGCUGCGGCGCCGGCGGCGGCGCCUACAACUUCGAGAUCUUCUCCACCUGCGGCUCGCCGGAGGUCACCACCGCCUGCGCGCAGCCGGCCAGGUACGUCAACUGGGACGGCGUCCACAUGACCGAGGCGAUGUACAAGGCCGUCGCCGGCAUGUUCUUCCAGGACGGCAGCUACUGCCAGCCGCCCUUCAGCACCGUGCUCGCCAGGAAGAAGAAAGGGCAUUAAGCCCAAGUGAUCAGAUUUCUUUUCAGCCUAUUUUGUUACUACUACUCCAUAUCUCAGUAAUAUUCAGUGUUGUCUUUUCUAGUAGUAGUAGCUAGGUGACCACUGAUCAGCAUUGCCAUUAAGGCCUUGUUUAGUUCCUAAAUUUUUUUUCUAAAAACAUCACAUUAAAUUUUUGGUCACCUAAAUAAAGCA
Oryza brachyantha (malo sina) is the source of this 1360-nucleotide messenger RNA. Its product is annotated as GDSL esterase/lipase At3g48460. The transcript is spliced from 2 exons. The record is from RefSeq and is a predicted model, not a curated record. The coding region runs from base 56 to 1168 and encodes 370 amino acids. Gene Ontology annotation, molecular function: hydrolase activity, acting on ester bonds. Lineage: Eukaryota; Viridiplantae; Streptophyta; Magnoliopsida; Poales; Poaceae.